UUACGAUGAUUAUUCUAGUUUAUAGAUCCAAUCCCAUUUCGUCUUCUGUCAGAAACUCAAAAUUCAACAGUUUUUACUAACCCUAAUCCCUAAAGUUUUUUUGGAAAAAAAUAGUUCUUAAAACGUCGAUCUGAAAAGCAACGACCGUUAUUACCAUUGGUAGCGGUCCUGAUCGACGAUCAGGGGUCUUAUUGCAAAAAUCUCAAGCUCCCUCAACAUCAGCCGCGCAUUUCGUCGAACACCGUGGCUGCCGCCGUCAUCUCCGGCGCCGGCGAGCUCGGAUCCUUCCUCCAAUGGCUCCAGACGAACUUCUCCUUCAACUCAAAUCCCCUCCGAACCCUAACCCCCCGUCUCCUGCACUCCAUGGGCGAAGGCACCGACCUCCGCUGCCGUACGAUCCGCGUCUGCAGCCGCUAGGGCUUCGGCAUCUUAUCUACCUCCCGGGGCGCAGGCGUCACCGACGAAUGACUGGACUUGAAGAGUGAACAGAAGCAUCCGGCAGCCAAGUUCAAGAGAAGUUCGAUUUCAGUGUUUCAGAAGAUUCCUUGAGAAGCGAUGUAAUCAACAAGAACAAGUCUAAGACUCAGUGUUAGGUUGUGCUUUGUGUACCGAAGUGGGCAAAAGCAGUUGACAAGGUUGUUGUUCCUUAGGGAUCCGGAAUAUGUUCUGGUGCUGUCUUCAGAAAAAUGUGUUCUGGCACUGUCUUUAGAAGAAACUGGCCGGUAUGUAUUUCCCUUCUGUUCUCAGUACACAGCCGUAUCUACUUCAUUUUACUUUCUGUAGUUCUAGUGCUGUAGUGCACUACCACCCUUAGUAUUGACUGCUGAUUUUACUGAGUAAAAAAUGUGGACUACUGAAGCUAACUCAAUCGCAAAAAGAAUAGAAAAUGGCCUGAAAAUGUUUCAUGUCUUCUGAUGAAUUAGUUUAGAAUUCAUAGCCAGACCAUUAACAUACAAUGGAGAACAGUAAACAGUUCAGCCAACUGUCCAGGGUAGAGCCAACAGCCAAGCUUUGUCCCAUCUUUUGAUUGUUUAGACGGUAAGUUUGUCAUUUUGACAUCAUACAACCCUCUUCUAAAGUUCUGAUCACUGUUGAACACAUCCUCUGAUUUGUGUCAGUUCGGCACUUAGGCCCUUGCUCAGUUGGACAUCUCCACUUUUUUUUUUUUGCCGUCAUCAAGGUAAAGGAGAAGUUACAUGUUUCACGACAUUAUACUAUGGACAUCUCCACUUAUCAAACAGUAUGUCAGCAAUGUUGUCCAACAUUUGACAACAUUGAUACAGUAUGCAUAAAGUAUCGGAUAAAAUUUGAAGUCCAAACUUUAUAUAUAAAUCCAGAAAAAAAAUUGUGAAUAAGCAUACGACUUAAGGCUAUGAAAAUGACUUUGACUAACCAAUCAAAUCCCCAACACCCCAUCUUCCUUGCUAAAAGAAGCUGGAAGCUACAUAGCAUAUUUUAGUGAAGAUAUGGUAUUCAUCUUUUUCCUACUAUAUAUAACAUAUGGUCAGCUUUCAUAAUGCACCUAUAAAUCGGCGCGUCACACAGUGAAUAUGGUUGACUUUGUUUAUUCAGGUCGUACCUGAUUAGUCAAAGGCACAUUACCAUUAAGCUGUUCCUGUCAGUCACUGUCACAACUCACACGCCAUGCUUAGUUGCAUACACUGUUCUGUAGCACAAAUUUGAUCUAGUCCGUCCACGGAAGCAUUCGACACUGCCAUCGCCGCUCACCUGACUACUCGGCCACGAUCAGACGCCAUUGCCGGCGGCGACGGCGACAUGGACGCUCCGGCCGACCAACAAGUCGCCGACAGCACGUCCACCUGCUGCGCGAUCCACCUGUGGAGCGAACUCGACGACAUGCUCGACGUGGCGAGGAACGUCCGCCGCCUGGAGGAGACCGUCGGCCAGCUCGCCGCGCAGCGUAGCAGCUUGCACGGCGCUAUCGUGGACGCCCGCGUCGUGGGCGUCGACGACGGCGAAGACGGUGGCGCCGCCGACCGGCUGCGCCGCCUGGGGUGCACCGAGGAGGCGGCGAACUGGCUGGGGCGCGCCCGCGUCGCCGAGAAGCAAGGGAACGCCGUCGCGGCGGACUACGCCGCGCUGUCCAUGCCACGCCUCCGCCUCGUCGCGCGCUACCGCAUCGGCAAGCGCGCGUCGCGCGCGCUCCGGCAGGCGCAGCAGCUCGUGCAGGAGCGUGGCGCGAUCUGCGCCGCGCGGCGCGGGGUCGGCAGCUUCGCCGCCACGACGCACCAGUCGGCGCCGACGCCCGCGGCGGCCGCCGUCGGGACGGAGGAUUACCUCAAGGAGGCGCUCGGCUACAUCGCCGACGACGCCGUUGGAGUCAUCGGCGUCUGCGGCAUGGGAGGGGUGGGGAAGACCACCCUCCUCCGCGCCAUCAACAACAGCUUCCUUCCCACCGCGCGGCAGCCGCCGGCGAGCAGCAAGGUGUUCGACCACGUCGUCUGGGCAGUAGCCUCGAAGGAAUGCAGAAUCGAUCGGCUCCAGGACGACGUCGCGAAGAAACUUGGCUUGCCAUUGGCGAGCCUCCCCGACGAACACUCGGACGCCGACUUGGAGCAACGUGCUCUGCCGAUCGCCGAGCACCUCAAGAACACAGGCUUCUUGAUGCUACUAGACGACCUGUGGGAAUGCUUCGAUCUGAAGCUCAUCGGCGUUCCUUAUCCAGACGGCAGCGCCGGCGACGAGCUGCCGCGGAAGGUCGUGCUGACGACGAGGUCGGAGAUCGUCUGCGGCAACAUGAAGGCCGAUCGGGUUCUCAACGUGGAGUGCCUGAAGCCGGACGACGCGUGGACGCUCUUCGAGAUGAACGCCACGGCCGCGGCCGUCACGUCCCACCCGGCGAUCGCCGGGCUCGCCAGGGAGGUCGCCGGCGAGUGCCGCGGGCUGCCGCUCGCGCUCAUCACCAUCGGCAAGGCUCUGUCUACCAAGACCGACCCGGAGCUGUGGCGACACGCCAUUGACAAGCUGAGGAACGCGCACCUGCACGAGAUCACCGGCAUGGAGGAGGAGAACGCCGGCAUGCUGCGCGUGCUCAAGGUCAGCUACGACUACCUCCCGACCACCACGAUGCAGGAGUGCUUCCUGACGUGCUGCCUCUGGCCUGAGGAUUACUCGAUCGAGAGGGAGAAGCUCGUCGAGUGCUGGCUCGGGCUCGGCCUCAUCGCCGGCUCCAGCAGCAUCGACGACGACGUCGAGACGGGCGCGCGGAUCAUCGCCGCUCUGAAGGACGUCCGCCUUCUGGAGUCCGGCGGCGACGUCGUCGGCGACACGCGGGGCGUCAGGAUGCACGACAUGAUACGCGACAUGGCCAUCUGGAUCGCCUCCGACUGCGGCGCCACGAGGAACAGGUGGCUGGUGCGCGCCGGCGUCGGCAUCAAGACCGCGUCGAAGCUGAACGAGCAGUGGCGCACCUCGCCGGCGGCGGCGGGCGCGUCGACGGAGCGCGUCUCGCUGAUGAGAAACCUCAUCGAGGAGCUCCCGGCGCGGCUCCCCGCCCGCCGCGGCGUCAGGGCGCUGAUGCUGCAGAUGAACACGUCGCUGCGCGCCAUCCCCGGGAGCUUCCUCCGGUGCGUGCCGGCGCUCACGUACCUGGAUCUCUCCGACACCAUCGUCAUGGCGCUGCCCGGCGAGAUCGGCUCGCUCGUCGGCCUCAGAUACCUCAACGUGUCCGGCACCUUCAUCGGCGCUCUGCCGCCUGAGCUGCUGCACCUCACGCAGCUCGAACACCUGCUCCUGAGCGACACGAACAUGCUCGACAGCAUACCAAGGAACGUCAUCCUGGGCCUCCAGAAGCUGAAGAUCCUCGACGUCUUCGCCAGCAGGUACACCCGAUGGAGGCUGAACGCCGACGACGACGAUGCCGCCACCGCAUCCGAGGCGAGCCUCGAUGAGCUUGAAGCGAGGAACGCGUCCAUCAAGUUCCUCGGCAUCAAUGUCAGCAGCGUCGCCGCACUCCGGAAGCUCUCCGGCUUCACCAACGUCUCGACGAGGCGGCUGUGCCUGAAGGACAUGGCCGGGCCGGCGUCGCUCACCCUGCUCCCUUCCACGCUAUCGGACACGCUAGGAGGCCUUGACAUGCUGGAAAGACUGCAGCACCUCGCCAUCCGGAGCUGCACCGGCGUCAAGGACAUUGUCAUCGACGCCGGCAGCGGCAGCGGCAGCGACUCCGACGACGAGCUGCGUCGAUCUUUCCGCCUACCGAAGCUGGACAGGCUCCGUCUCCUGAGCGUCCGUCACCUCGAGACGAUCCGAUUCCGGCACACGACGGCAGCCGCCCAUGUCCUCCCGGCGCUCCGGCGGAUCAACAUCCUCAACUGCUUCCAGCUCAAGAACGCCAACUGGGUGUUGCACCUCCCGGCGCUGGAGCAUCUGGAGCUACACUACUGCCACGACAUGGAGGCGAUCGUCGACGGUGGCGGCGACACCGCGGCGGAGGACCGGAGGACGCCGACGACGUUCCCUUGCCUGAAGACUCUGGCGGUGCACGGGAUGCGGAGCCUUGCGUGCUUGUGCCGGGGCGUCCCGGCGAUCAGCUUCCCGGCCCUGGAGAUCCUCGAGGUCGGCCAAUGUUACGCUCUCCGGCGGCUCGACGGCGUGCGGCCGCUGAAGCUACGGGAGAUCCAGGGCAGCGACGAGUGGUGGCAGCAGCUGGAGUGGGAGGAGGAUGGCAUCAAGGAUGCACUCUUCCCUUACUUCAAGAACCAUUCCUGACAAAAGAAAUAUUGCCAUCCAAAGAACAUGGUAUUGACUGGAGUACAGUAUAUUUACAGAUGAUAUACAAAUUACACAAUGGAUCGCAAUGGAUGUCAAAACUCUAAAAGA
Messenger RNA from Oryza sativa Japonica Group (Japanese rice), 4842 nucleotides. The record is from RefSeq and is a predicted model, not a curated record. Lineage: Eukaryota; Viridiplantae; Streptophyta; Magnoliopsida; Poales; Poaceae.